AUGAGUGAAAGACCACCGGUAACUUGUCACGUCUUGGACACUACAACUGGCAAGCCAGCUGCCAAUGUGACUUGUGCAAUUUAUAAGAUCGAUCUAUCCAAUGAAACUUUGGCCGGGAACUACCAGGUGUUUGAGGAGACUGAUUCGCCGAAACCGUUUGCUAUGUCCCGUACCAACGAGGACGGAAGAGUUCCUUCAUGGAUAUUCGAGCCCAGUCCGUCGAAACGUGAAAUGCUCAAGGCAUUAGGUAUUGAACAGGAUAUUGAAACAAGCAAUCUGCGCUGGGGAAAGCUUGUUCCUGGCACUUACAAGAUUAGAUUCCAAGUUGGGAAAUACUACAGGUCGAUGGGGCAGACGAAUUUCCAUCCAUUUGUCGAUAUAGUCUUCCAAGUAGAGGACUCUAGACACUACCAUAUACCGCUCCUCCUAAGUAACUACGGAUAUAGUACAUACAGAGGCAGCUAG
Molecule: messenger RNA, 465 nt
Organism: Torulaspora delbrueckii
Lineage: Eukaryota; Fungi; Ascomycota; Saccharomycetes; Saccharomycetales; Saccharomycetaceae
Product: hydroxyisourate hydrolase
Exons: 1
Coding region: 1-465 (154 amino acids)
Biological process (GO): purine nucleobase metabolic process
Molecular function (GO): hydroxyisourate hydrolase activity
Source: RefSeq, a predicted model, not a curated record